CUUUUCCACCUUCUCCUCACUGGUGAACUUGUUUGGAAAUUGACACAUUUUAAAUGUGACACCUGUUUUCUAACUUUUUUCCUUCAAUCCAUUGGGACUCCAGGCCAGUAAGAUGUAUCUUUCCUCCCUUCUGCUGUUUCUGAGUUUGGGUGCAUUGGUAAAAUGUGCUGCUGGAAGUGACUGGUGCUAUCAUGGCUGCCCGCAAUCCCCGGACCAUUGGGCAGAGCACUCCGGUGUUUCCUGUGGAGAGAAAAGGCAGUCUCCUAUUGAUAUAGUCACCGGCAAUGUUCAGAUUGACCAUCACCUGCUUAACUUUACCUUUGUCAACUUCUCCUCUCAACACGCCAUCAAAUCCAUCGAAAACAACGGUCAUACAGUGAAAUGCAAACUGGAGGCCAAUCAAGUAGAAGUGAGUGGAGGUGGACUUAAUGGAACAUAUUCUACCAUUCAGUUUCACUUUCACUGGGGCAAUACAGAAUAUCAUCCAGGUGCAGAGCACACGAUCGAUGGGCACAGAUACCCCAUGGAGAUGCACAUAGUGAGUCUGAAGAAAGGCUUCUCGGUGCAGAAUGCCACGGAGGAUUCUGAGGGAAUUGCUGUUCUUGGCUUUUUCAUAAACGGAACUGACGAUGGAGAUAUGUCGGGACCAUGGAGCGAGCUCACAUCUUACCUGACAAACACAACAGACACAGAGGUUGAUAUGAACAAUACCAUUUCUAUCGAUGACUUGAUUGGAAAUGUAGACCUCACAAAGUUCUAUCGGUACAUGGGCUCCCUGACCACCCCUCAAUGCAAUGAAGCCGUUGUGUGGACAGUCUUUCAACAGCCAAUAAACAUCAACAAAAAUCUGGUUCAGCGGUUUCCCAUGAAGACAGGAUUCACCAAUGUUUAUCGGCCUACACAACCUCUUAAUGGUCGCGAUGUGUUUGCUUCCCCUACAACUCCUUUACCAUCCAGUCAUUCAUGGUGCUAUGAGGAGGAACCCUGUGAGUACAAGCCGUCUUAUUGGCACAAUCUGCCUCACUCGAACUGUGGCGGCGAGCGCCAGUCACCCAUCAACAUUGAGACGCUUGACACUGUGACGGACGAGCAUCUCGGUGCCUUCACUUUUACAAAGUUUGACGACAAACACGCCAUCAAGCACAUCACUAACACAGGCCACUCAGUGAAGUGUGUGCUGAAAGAGGACAUGGUGGAGGUCUCAGGGGGAGGUUUGGGAUAUGUCUACUCCACCCUUCAGUUCCACUUCCAUUGGGGCUCAAAUAAGUCUGAUGGCUCAGAGCACAAAGUGGAUUCAAAAAGAUACCCAAUGGAGAUGCACAUAGUGAACAAGAGGAAGGACUUGACUCUGGCAGAGGCACUAGAGACUCCUAACGGGCUGGCUGUGCUGGGAUUCCUUAUUGAGGAGAAGAUUGCCCACGGCCGCAGCAGUUCAGAACAUCUUGAGACACAUCCCACAUCUGAUAUGGAGGCCUGGAAAAAAAUGACCAGCUAUAUUCCAGCUAUUCAUAACAUCAGCUCAGAAGUUAACGUCACAGAUGAGAUCUCCAUUGAUGACCUGCUUGGCGGCGUUAACCGAGCUGAAUACUACCGAUACAACGGCUCCUUAACCACCCCUUCAUGCGAUGAAGCGGUGGUAUGGACAGUCUUUAAAGAGUCUGUCAAGGUGGACCAAAACCUGAUAAUGAUGUUCCCGACUCAUGCCGGAUAUCACAACGUGUAUCGGCCGAAACAGUCUCUUCAUAACAGGAAAGUCUACACCACCAAGUCAGCAUCCAGUGCCCCUGGUCCCAUCAUACUGCUGCUACUGCUGCCAUGUCUCUGUGCCUCUUCACACAACUUGCACUUGUGAGACGAUUAGCUAACUGGAAUUGCUGUGAUGAGGUACAUUGUGCUAGUUAUUUGUCUUGCACUGUUCAUUAUCAUCCCAAUAUUUGUCAGCAAAUUACUUGGAAAGUGGUGUUUCAUUGGUGAUUUACAUUUACAUACAUUUCUUGUAUGCAAUUAUAUAAUCUCAUAAUCAAGAUCACAUCUCUAGAUUUAUUUUAAAGUGGGGUACGUAUAGUUGAUAUAAGUUUAUCCUGAUUGGCUUUGCACUCUCAUAACGGGCAGGAGAAAUCAAGACUAUUUAUUAUACUAAACUAAUAAUUACUGUUGUUGACCACUGCGCA
Cyclopterus lumpus (lumpfish) is the source of this 2171-nucleotide messenger RNA. RefSeq names its product carbonic anhydrase 4-like. The transcript is spliced from 17 exons. Gene Ontology annotation, molecular function: zinc ion binding; carbonate dehydratase activity. NCBI's taxonomy places the organism in Eukaryota, Metazoa, Chordata, Actinopteri, Perciformes, Cyclopteridae. The coding region runs from base 113 to 1852 and encodes 579 amino acids. The record is from RefSeq and is a predicted model, not a curated record. Gene Ontology annotation, cellular component: plasma membrane.